Naegleria gruberi is the source of this 7008-nucleotide messenger RNA. RefSeq lists its product as uncharacterized. The record is from RefSeq and is a predicted model, not a curated record. NCBI's taxonomy places the organism in Eukaryota, Heterolobosea, Eutetramitea, Acrasida, Naegleriidae. Bases 1 to 7008 code for a protein of 2335 amino acids. The transcript has a single exon.
AUGAAGCAAGUUGUUGGAGGUGGAACUCAACAACGUAAAUUGAAACCCAUUGUAUCUAGGAGUUCUAGUAAUCAACAACAAGUAUCAUCAACAACUCAACAGCAACAACAACAACCAUUAUUAAAAACUAAGGCCAGCCUCUCUGCAAAAAAUCUCAUACAAGCUGCUGCUAAGGAAACACCAUCCGAUUUAACUGCAUCAAACGAUAAUGAUUGGCAAACAAGAGCAUAUGGUGCAGUUGAACUUGUAGAUACAGCCUCAGCUUUUUCAUCAUCAACGGAGCACGAGAUUGAAGAAAUAUCACCAGAGGAUAGAGUCCCUUACUAUGAUGCCUCUCUAGAUAUCAAAGUCUCAAAUGUUGAGAAAGCAAUUAAUGGAAACAAAUUGGCAUCACAAGUAGUACAAGAACUAGGAGAAAUUGUUGAUGAUAAUACAGAUACACUAAUUGAUGAAGAAUAUGAAUUGGAAAAAAAGAAAUUAGUAGUGCUAAAGGAUCUGCAAAAAAAAUACCCUCUCUUUAACUCGCUAAAGGAUCAACCCCUUUUUCUUUCCUACAUUUCGGAACCAACUUUGCCAAGUCAACUUCCAAUCCAAACAACACAGGAAGAUGGUGAGGAAGAAGAGGAUGAAACAGAUGAAGAAAAACAAACACCAAAGGUACAAGCUCCUGAACCAGUUGUGGAGAGAACCGUGAUGGGAAAUGUUACUCUAGCAGAAAUAUUAUUGGAAUUGGAGUUGGAAAAAGUACAAAAGAAAAGGGAUGAAAUUGUUGAUGGUAAAUCGUCGAUAAUGACAACAGCUGCUUCCGAUAAAGUUAAAUUCAGUUCAGUGCCUUUCAGUGAGCAACGAAAAACUUAUUUGGAUUAUAGAAAGGAGAGGAAUGAACUUUUAGAACAAAUGCAGACGCUGCCAUCAAUUUCGUACAAGGAACCAACACACAAGUUAUUGGAAAAAAAAUUGGAUUUUUCUAUUGAGAAGAAGAAUUCCAAAACAUAUAUGGAGGGAUUUGUUUGUAAUUUCUAUAACUACUGGAGAGAAAUACUAAGAUUACAAUACUACAAAGUUAAUACAAGAUGGCAAAAAUUUGCAGAUAGGUCAGAUAUUAUUGAAAGAGCACAACCUAUGUAUCAAGCAAGAACAAUAAGAAUUCAACGAGAAUUUGAAACAGCUUCCAUAAGGGAAAAGGACAUCCAAGCACAACUUGGGAAAUCACUUUCUAAAAACAUCAUUCAACCUUCUGACCUACAGACGAUAAUUAGAAAACAAUUGUAUGAUAUAAGAUCAAGACGAAAAGUAGAUCAAUUUCUCGUAAAGAUGAAUUGGUUACCGUAUUCUGAAAGGUUUAAUUUAUUUAAAAAAGCAUUUGACCUCCCUGGAAUGCAGACAGAUUGUAGAGCACCAGCCCUUUCAGUUGUAAAAACAGAAAUUGAGGAUCAGUUGGAAAUGCUGAAAGAAUGUGUUGAAAUGAAAAAGCUUCCUGCUGAUGAAACAGGUCAAGAGUUUUUAUAUUUGGUAAGAAAUAAGUUUGAUGCUAUUUUCAAAGCCCAAUCAGCGAAACUGAAAGUAUUGCCUUAUCCUUAUAAGGAUAUAGACGAGAAAAAAGCAGAAUUGGCAUCAGACACUUUCACAUAUCUCAAGGAGUCUAGCUGGAAUAGAGAUGAGGAGUUUAAAUCAUCUCAAGUCUUUUUCCCUGAAUCCUCUUAUUUAGAUCAAAAACAAAGGAUUUUACUAACAAACGAUCUUCGGGUGGAUCCUCAAUUACAAAUUGAAUGUGGAUUUUUACAUACAACAGAAUUACAAUAUGCUCGUAAAAGGCUGAAGGAACAAUCAGACACUCAUUUUAAGAGAGCAAGAGUGGAAGAUGAAGUGCAAAAUUAUUUGAAUGAAGGAUAUGUAGCAGAAAGAAAAACUGCAGAAAGUGGAGAGGAAGAACAGUCAAGCAAUGAGAACAAGUCUUUAUAUAACAAAAUUUCAGCUUUGUAUUUAUUGAGAUUUAUUAGAAUAAGGGAAUUCAAGAGAAAGCUUCUUGAUUUGCUCAAUUAUUUUAGAUCUGUCGAAAAAAGAUUAUACUUUGAUUCUACUGGGUAUUCUAUUAAGCAAGGAGGGAAUAGUUCUACAUUUAUUAGAAAAUUCUUUGUUGCAGCCGACGAUCUGGAAAAAGCAACAAUAUCAGACUCUCUUCCAUUGGAUGUAACAUAUAGGGAUGAUAAGUAUUCUCUACAUUUAAAGAGGGAUGUGGUAGUUAGAGAUGCGAACGGUCUCAAAGUAAUGUAUGAUAGUGCCUUAAGCGAUUAUGAAGAACUGGAGGAACGGUUACUAAAGAUUGGAUCUUACUUUAUUGAAAGAAACCAAGCUACCCAUCCCAAACUGCAAGUUGACAGAUUUAUGGUUCUUGAAAGUUUAUUAGAAAGCGAGACUUGGUAUCAAGAUUCAAAGAGAAAGGUUAUUGAUUGUUAUAUGGAAGCCUAUGAACAUUGUUAUGAACCAAAAGAACAAGAACGUUUGGCAACUGCUAUUAUGAAAGUUAUGAGACAAACACCAAAAUUGAAUCUCGAGAGUCAAUAUUUUUCUGAAAGCUAUGCAUCUGAAAUUAUUUGUCAUGAGCUUUAUCACUCUUUACUGAAGGAUAUUAUCAAAGAACAAAUCAAAGAUGAGAGAGAUUACCUCUCAUUCAUUUAUGAAGCACUGGAACCAACCUCAGAACGGUCAGGUUUUCCAGACAAUAUUAAUACAGAAAAUUAUGCACAGACCGAACUAUUCCCUGGCUCCUCAAAGAUAGCAUUUUUAGACUUUUUCCCUUCUAUUGUUACUAUUGGCAGAAUACAUGAACAUCUAGAAAAAGUAGUUAACAAUAUUAAUGGUUCUUUCAAGUUUAAAAAUGUACUUUCUCUGAAUGCUGUUAAGAGAGCUGUUUUGCAGCAGUUAAUAGUGGAAUGGAAGCUUAUUUCUAAGGAGGAAAAGAUUCAAAGAGCACUCAAAAAUAAGCUCUCCGACGAAAUUGACGAUGCAAACUUAUUGGAGGAUCCAAACGAAUUAAUUUACAUGCUUGAGGGUGUAAUUGAAAACGAAAGGGCCAGUAAGCAUAACGAUGAUCAGGAAAAUGUUGUACAAAGAGAGACAGAAGGAGGAUACCACAUGAGUGAAAAGGAGUCAACUGCUCUACAAUGUUUUUCUAACACAAUUGAAAUGAUUACUCUGUGGAAACAACUCUCAAAAGAAUUACACGAAACAGAGAUUUUAUCUUCAGUUUUUAUUUCUCAAUCAAACAUGAUUGGUUCAACCCAACAAGUCACCAAUCCAACAUUAGCUCCUAUCAAUUUUGAUAAUAAGGAUCUAUUUAAUGAAUCAAGAAUGGAUACCAGUGAAAUAAGAGCUCAAUAUCUUACAAACCUUGCAAUAGUUGAGUUUGAUAGUUCUAUGGCUGAAGUUAAUUUUACAACAUUUGAUGGAAUCAAAAGGUUGGCUACUUCAGUUGGAUUGUUUGAACUUCGCCACGUAUAUCAAUACCAAUUACUCCAAAAGAUACUUUAUGAAACUGCUGUAAAGUAUAAUCAAACACCAAUGGAUGAAUACUUUGUCAAUCAAGAAAAGAAGGAAUUCUUUUUGACUUCCAUGAAUACUAAUAACGACACCUCAUUAUUCUUUACAAAGGAAGUUUUACAAGAAUUGUUCCUAUCCUUCAAUAAUAUGAAAGUUCCAAUCAGACAAAGAAUACUUAAAGAAUAUCAAAAAUUGUCUGACAGUAUCAUCAAAAGCAAAAGGGCCAACACUGUUAGAAGAUACUUGAGAGAACUUAAAUUUCGAUUAUCAGCUAGUUUUUGUAGUUCCAUGAUGGCUGCUAUUCAACCAUAUAUUCUCAAAUGUGAAGUUAUUGAAGUGGUAAAGGAAUACAGAAAUCUGGUUUCAACUAUUCCAGAAGAGAGUGGAUUUUCAUUGGGAAGACCUGAGCACAACGUGCAAGUUGCAUCUCAUGGUGUUGUUUCAAAGAAUAAGGAUGAUCACUCCAACAAGUGUGUUCUUGCUAAGGAUGGUGAGGUUGUAAAUAUAACUUAUGUUCCUCAUUAUGUUCAAGUGAUGCGAACAACAUUCAUUCAAGUCAAUGAAGAGGUAGAUCCUUCUAUCGAAAACUUCUCCAAUCUACUUCAAAUUUUACAAAGAAUUUAUUUGAUUUUGCGAUUCUGGACUGUGAGUAUUCAGGCAACUCAAAGACUAUACGAUGUAACUUUGAAUGAAGGAAAUGGAUUGUCAAAGCCACUAGGCGACUUCUGCAAAGCAUUAAUUUCUGAAUUAGAACAUUUACGUCAACCUGAAAAUCCUUUGUCUGUUAUAAUUUACUUGAGUUCUAAAUGUGAUCUCUUAUUCCACAAAUACCUACUUGUAUUGGAUAAUUUAAAACACAAGUUAAGGAAAGAAAAUAUGAACUCGUACACUAUUCCUGAGAAAUACUUUUUACAGCUUUGUAAUGAAAAAACAGAAGAGGCGAUAAUAGACUCUCAAUUCUUCACCUUUUCUCCUUGCUACAUGGAUGAAGAAAUAAGAAUCAAGUACAAAGGAAUCGAUUACCAAAAUGCUCAUAUCCUUCCUCUUUCAUGUUUAAAGUCUUUCCUUCUGGAUUUCCCUGACUCUGAGAGAAACUAUUUCUCAGCUGAAGAUGCGAAUGUUUCACUUUGUAUGGAAGAGUUACUAACAGAGGAGAAAGUCUAUGCAAACAGUAUGCCCGAACAAGCAAUUAAGAUUCAAGUAGAAUUUGUGAAAGCAUCAGUUCUAAUGUACAGACUAAGAGAUAUUUUCUUAGAAUUGAGUUGUGAAAAUUCCAAGUUGAUGCUUAUGGAUGAAGCAAAGAUGGAAGAUUUAUACAAUUUUACUGUAUUUAGAAAAGCCAAGAGGAUUUAUGAAAAGCAGCUCAAAGGUCUCAUUGCUACCUUAGAGCAAAAGACAACAAAUGACAUUUUUGAUGUAGCUACUCAGCAAAAAGCCAAAAGAAAGAGAGAAAAGGAGCUCAGAGAUAAGCAAGUUCAAAUUUUAUCGCAGGAAAUUUCAAAACUACUAAUCUCCAAACAUAUUCAAACAAUGAAAGAGAAUACUUCUGCCUUGAAAAAGGAGUUAUUCGCUAUGGAAGAAAAAGAUUUCGAUGAUACUACUUUGGACAGCAAGUUAGAUAUUUUCCACAACUUUUUAGAAACAUUGACCACCAGAGGAGGUAAAAGUACUUCGAAAAAUGGUGAAACAAUAAUUACUAUUUAUGAGAAAGAAUUAGAAAAAUCAUUGGAAGAAGUAGGACAAAAAAUUAGAGACUGGAAAAAUGAUUAUGUACAAAUUGUAGAAAGCAAGACAUCAGAAAUAGUCGAUCACCUCAAACGAAACUUGUUUUCUUCUGAGCAAAAAGUAAAGUUUUUACUUUACAAACGUGAUGUAGAUAGAAAAUCUCUCAAGCGAAGAAUUGACGCCGAAGUUGAUGAUAAGAAUUAUGAUCUAGUAUUUUUGGUUAAUAACAUUCUCUGGAAAAACAAAGAACUCGAUCACAGACUCAAAGAAGUCAAAUCAGAAGUAAGGAAAGAGCUUGUUGGUGAAUAUGAGGAUCUUGUACGAAGUCUUUACAAAGAACUUGUUUCCACCAACGGUAAAGUAGCUAAAUUCAAAAAGGAUUUCUUGCAAAACUUGGAUCAAAAGUUUUACGAAGUUAGAGAAAACACCUUCUUUGAAAUUGCUACCCAAAAAGAUUUUGGUGACGCCUCUUUCAAGAAGAAAGCUAUAGAUGUGGCAAUGGAAGACAGUGAGUUGAAUAAGCUUAGAAGAGAAAAUGAAGAUUUGAAAGUACAACACACUCAACUCCUAGCCUUACACAAAAUCAGAACAGUUUCUCUCCGAUCAAAAUAUGAAAAGUUGAUCAAAGAUGCAGAGCUUAAACGUGAUGAAGCCCUCAAAGAAUUUUAUGCAAGCAAAUAUGAGGUUGGACUUAGAGAAAAUCAGCUCAGACAAGAGUUACUCAAGACUCAACAACAACUCAGUAAUGCAGAAAUGGAAGUUGAACAAUUGAGAAAGGACUUGCAACUUCAAAUCAAGAACAAACAAAAACUUGUCAAUUGGAAAGUUAAAAAUGCUCAAUUAUUAGAAGAACUUGAAGAGAAGGUUGAGAAGUAUGAAAGAUGGAGUCAUACCAACGUAGAUAAGCUCUUACUAGAAUUGGAAGAAAAGAAGAGAGAGGCUGGUCACUAUGAAAAAUUGAAGGAAAGAAUGAAAGAAAAGACCAAUGCCAUCGAUUUCAAGAACCAAAAGACUAUAGAAACUCUUAAAAAGAAACUUGUUAAAGAGCAAAGUCUUAAAAGUAAGAUAAUGGAGCAACUAGAAACCUUAAAAGAUUACAGAGAUUCAACUGGACAAGUUGAUUGGCAAGGAAAAUACCAUUUAUUGACAGAAGAUUUCCAACAAUUAACAAAGGAAAACGCUAUUCUUAAAAAUGCUCUAGAAAGAUAUGCCAGUGGCCAAAAUGAAGAUGUUUCCAGUAUUUUAAUGAAUGCUCCUCUAAUGUUGGAUGGCAUAAAUGGUACUCCUUCUCCUCCAAGUUCUGGUAGAAAAACUGCUUCACCUUCAACACUUUUGAGACCAAUAACCGAAAGUGAAUCUCCACAAAAUGGAAUGAACGGAAUUUUCAUGAUUGAGCAAACAGCUGCAAAGAAAAGACCGGCCACAAGUGGUGCUGCAAGAGCACAAGCUAAGGCCAAUAGUAAUUCCAGUGUCACACAGCAACAAUUACAACAAUUCAAAAAGGCAUCUCAAGCUAUUGGUUCUAUUUCCACAACUUUGUCUCGCCCUUUAACAGUCCUACCAACAUAUGGCAAGGAUAAAUAUGGAGCUAUGCCACUCCAGAGUCGUCGUUCAAUGAGUGCAGGUGUAAGAAAGCAAACUCUCCUAAAUAAUGUAAAUAGUAAUGUCACUAGUACAGCUAACAGUGCAAGCACUAGCAAUAAUUUGGUUGCGAAUAGUCAACCUCAAUCCUCCCUUUUGUAA